Molecule: messenger RNA, 1495 nt
Organism: Helianthus annuus (common sunflower)
Lineage: Eukaryota; Viridiplantae; Streptophyta; Magnoliopsida; Asterales; Asteraceae
Product: B3 domain-containing transcription factor FUS3
Exons: 6
Coding region: 411-1265 (284 amino acids)
Molecular function (GO): DNA-binding transcription factor activity; DNA binding
Source: RefSeq, a predicted model, not a curated record
GAAAGAGGGUGUGACCUGGCAGAAGCUGGGAAUCGGUGGUGGGCCCUCUUCUGACAUCAUCCCCGAAGCACCGAAAUUAACGUGGAAUAUGGCGCGAAUCAAAAACCCUCCUCCACCGUCAAAACUCCUCCUUCCUCCGCCGUGCCGUCUGCAAUCAAUGCAACCACUACUCCUCCCCUUUCUUUCUUCCGUCAUUUCUCCAAUUUCAUCAAAUAAUAGUUACACAAUGUAUGCACUACGUACAAUCCUCACUCAUUCCUUUCUAAAUAUAGCAGCUCUCAUUGCUUCUUUAAUUCUCUCCUCAACCACUUCACACCGCUCGCUACUCACUCUUCCUUUCUUAACAUCAAUCAAUCAUUACACACAAUUACCAACUGUGUGUUUCUUUUUGCUUCCUCUUCCAAUUCAAAAUGCGGUUCCCGAUCAGCUACUCUCGACCUCCGGCCAGAAGGACUGUUGACGCCGCCGUUGCUGCUGCCGAGGCCAGGCGGAGGCGGAUGAUGCCGUUCAGGAAUGGUGGAUUUUCGAGGACUAGACGGAGUCCGGUUAAUCGUGAAUCUGGAUUUGUUCCUCCUCCUCUUCCUCCUAACAUCAUUAAUCAGGGGAUGAUGGUGUUCCUAUUCUGCAAAAGGCUGCAAAACAGUGACGUCAACAAUGUCGGCAGAAUCGUAUUGCCAAAGCGCUCGGCAGAGAUUCAUCUACCUAGGCUCUUAGACCACGAAAGUUUCAUGUUACCGGUGCUUGACAUGGAUGGUGGGGCUGCAUGGUCAUUCAAAUACAGGUACUGGCCAAAUAAUGUAAGCCGAAUGUAUGUUUUUGAGGGUACAGGGCCGUUUAUACGGAAGUAUGGAUUGCAAACAGGUGACUAUAUGCUGAUGUACAAGGAUAUGGUGACUUGGAACUAUAUGAUUCGAGGUGUUAAAGCUAGUGAAGCUGAAGGACGUGCAAACCAAGAAACGACUGCGACUGAAGGAAACAACAUGGAUAAUUUGGUUCUGAAUGAUAAUGCUGCUGGAAACGAUGAUGCUGUUGAGAAUGGUGUUGUUGCUGAAGUUGGGGCAUUUGAUCUCCCGGACGUCUCUGACAACUUUCUGAAAGCGGAAAGUAUUGCGGGUACGAGUUUCAUGAAUGAUGAUGACAGUUAUUUCAGUGACAUUUUGAACUCGUUCAGUUCGUGGGAUGAAAUCAAGGACUAUUACUACUCGCCAACUCAACCAAAUGUGACAUCUGAUAAUUUGUCCAGCAAGGAUCUCCCUCAGGUGUAAGUGAGAAAGCAAGGCUCUUAGUGUUGCAGCUUCUAUCUAUAUCGUCUGCACUUUUAUGUUAUCUGUGUGAUACAUCGAAACAACUUAAACCUGUAUGUUGUGUUUUGUUUCGAACAUGUGUUAUGUGUUUUGUUUUGGACAUGUGUUAUGUGCUUUAAGUAAAUGAAGCGUUGUCGUUUAAAGUUGUUUACCCAAAACUGCCUAGAAGAUGAUAACAUUCAAUUCCAAGC